AUGAUUAGGUUGAGCAACAAAAAUUUGAUUAGAGGCAUGCAAAUGGCAACUUUGCCAAAGCCUAGUCAUUUGACCUUACAGACAACUUUGACAAGAAGAUUUAGUCUGACAUGCAAGGUUCUAAACGAGACAGAUCUUACUGAAGAAGAAAAGGAGCAACUCAAUGAGCCAAGAGCCCGGGACUACGUGGAUGUUUGUGUUGUUGGAGGAGGGCCUGCAGGGCUAGCUACAGCAAUAAAAAUGAAACAAUUGGACAACGCUUCAGGAACAGGUCAACUGCGUGUUGUUGUUCUUGAAAAAUCCAGUGUUCUGGGCGGGCAAACUGUAUCUGGUGCCAUAUUGGAACCAGGAGUAUGGAAKGAACUUUUCCCUGAUGAAAAGUCUGAUAUAGGCAUUCCGUUGCCGAAGGAGUUGGCUACUUUGGUGACCAAAGAACAUCUGAAAUUUUUGAAAGGGAACUGGGCCAUAAGUGUUCCCGAACCAUCACAAAUGGUCAAUCUGGGCCGUAACUAUAUUGUUUCUUUGAACCAAGUGGUGGGAUAUUUAGGCGAGAAGGCUGAAGAGUUGGGAGUUGAAGUCUAUCCCGGAAUAGCUGUUUCAGAUCUGAUAUAUGAUAAAAACAACGCAGUGAAAGGUGUCAUUACUAAGGAUGCUGGGAUUUCAAAAUCUGGCAAGCCCAAGGAGACCUUUGAACGUGGGAUGGAGUUUUGGGCAAGACAAACUGUACUAGCGGAAGGCUGUCAUGGUUCCCUGACGAAGCAUGCGCUCAAAAAAUUCGAAUUAAGGAAAGGUAGACAACACCAAACGUAUGGAUUAGGUAUCAAAGAAGUUUGGGAGGUUAAACCAGAAAAUUUCACGAAAGGAUUCGCCGCCCACACUAUGGGGUACCCAUUAUCUAAUGACAUUUAUGGCGGUGGUUUCCAGUACCAUUUUGGUGACGGACUCGUCACUGUGGGUCUUGUUGUUGGGUUGGAUUACAAGAACCCCUACGUUUCACCGUACAAAGAAUUUCAGAAAAUGAAGCAUCAUCCGUAUUAUUCCAAAGUCCUAGAGGGCGGUAAGUGUAUAUCCUAUGCAGCAAGAGCUUUGAAUGAAGGUGGGUUGCAAUCUGUACCCAAACUGAAUUUCCCUGGUGGUGUUUUGGUGGGAGCUAGCGCCGGCUUUAUGAAUGUACCAAAGAUCAAGGGAACCCAUAAUGCAAUGAAGAGUGGGUUGCUUGCCGCUGAAAAAAUCUUUGAAUCUAUCAAAGAGCUGCCUGUAUUAGAAGAAUCUGAAGAUGAAGAUGUCAAGGCAGAAAUGUUCACCAAAGAGCCAAUUAUCAAUUUGGAGACAUACGAAGACGCAUUCAAACAAUCAUCUAUUUAUAAGGAACUAUACGAAGUGCGUAAUAUCAGGCCAUCCUUCAGUGGUCGAUUUGGUGGAUAUGGAGGUAUGGUUUACUCUGGUAUUGAUUCUUUACUUCUAAAAGGUAAAGUUCCUUGGACAUUCAAAUUUGAUGACAAAAAUGACGGAGAGAUUCUGGAACCUGCCGCCAAUUACAAGCCCAUCGAAUAUCCUAAACCAGAUGGCAAAAUAUCUUUUGAUAUUCUGACAUCUGUCUCCAGAACAGGAACUUACCAUGAUGACAACGAACCAUGUCACUUGAGGGUUCCUGAACAAGAUAUGGUGAAAUAUGCCGAGAGAAGCUUUCCCGUUUGGAAAGGUGUCGAAUCAAGAUUUUGCCCCGCAGGAGUUUACGAGUUUGUGAAGGAUGAAAAGUCUCCCGUGGGUACGAGGCUCCAAAUUAACUCCCAAAAUUGUAUCCAUUGUAAGACUUGCGAUAUCAAAGCACCAAGACAAGAUAUUACAUGGAAAGUCCCCGAAGGUGGAGACGGACCAAAGUACACACUGACUUAA
Molecule: messenger RNA, 1896 nt
Organism: Saccharomyces eubayanus
Lineage: Eukaryota; Fungi; Ascomycota; Saccharomycetes; Saccharomycetales; Saccharomycetaceae
Gene: CIR2
Product: electron-transferring-flavoprotein dehydrogenase
Exons: 1
Coding region: 1-1896 (631 amino acids)
Biological process (GO): electron transport chain
Cellular component (GO): mitochondrial inner membrane
Molecular function (GO): electron-transferring-flavoprotein dehydrogenase activity; iron-sulfur cluster binding
Source: RefSeq, a predicted model, not a curated record